Ruditapes philippinarum (Manila clam) is the source of this 1582-nucleotide messenger RNA. RefSeq names its product serine/arginine repetitive matrix protein 4-like. The record is from RefSeq and is a predicted model, not a curated record. Lineage: Eukaryota; Metazoa; Mollusca; Bivalvia; Venerida; Veneridae.
GUUCAAAGACACUUUGUAUAAAGUAAAGGUUAAGUUUAAAUUAGAGACAUUCCCAUCCCAAGGUUUAGAUGUCAGUCAGGUUGAUGCCCAUAACCAAAUAGAACAAGUGUUCCGUGCAGUGUUGUAUAUAAGUGAACGAAAUAAGACGCUUAAAACCAUAGCAACACCAAACUUUCUUAUCAGACCAUACAAAAUCCCGUGGUCUUUCCCGCGGAAAUGUGAUGAUUGUAUAUUUCAACAAAAUGGAAAGUCUUUGAAAGUAUUUGACCACAUGUUUGAGUUUCAUGUAAGUAAUAUAGAGGAUGAUUCUAAAGAAAGAUCAUGUGAAGAGGUAAUAACAACUGUAGAUAAAAGGUCACAGGAUGGUGUUGGUCAAGGUCAGUCAGGAAAUGUGGCAUCUAGAUCAGCUGUAGUUAUGAUAUCUGAUAUAAAUUCAGCUGGCCCUGUAAGAUUUGGACGAACAAAAGACGGCCAACUGUACAGAGUUUGCACUGGCAGUGCACAAAUGAAUCAGACAGUUACUAACAAUGAUCAAAAAGUGAAAGCUGAGAUGAAUAAUAAGGCAGUAAUUAGAAGUGCUAAUAAAAGAAUAGAUAAUUCAAAGAAGUUAGAAAAUAAAUCAAAAGUUAAAGGCACCAAGUUGAGAAAUGAUGAUGCUGUAAAAGAAAUUGAGAAAAAUAAACUAGAAUUGUUAAAUGGAGAUAAAAUUAGUGGUGAUAUACAAAACAGGUGUACUGAUUAUGCUGACAGAAAAUCUAGAGGGAAAGACAAAAGGGAAAAUAUUGAUGUUGUCAAGUCAAAGUCAUCUAGAGAUAAAUAUAGUUUGAGAGAGAGCGAGCUGAAGGCGUUAGAUUUUGAAAACGUUCAAGAGUGUAGACUUAGAAGCAGGAAGGGAUCUGGUGAGAGAGUUUUAUCUUGUAAUGUUAGAGAGGGUACAGAUAAGAGGAAGGUCAUAGAUAAUGUAAGUGGGUCAGAGUCUAGUCAGGCUGAGGCAGAAGCCAGAGAUAGAGACAAUGGUGAAACUACUUAUAGGACUGGAGUUAGAACUAGACAUGGGAGAAGAAAAACAUUGAAAUUUAGUAAAGGCAAAAGAAAGCAUAAUGCAUUGAAUUCGAGAAAAGGGGUGAUGUUGAACAAAAAGAGAAAAUUGGAACAUACAGAUUCUGAAUCUGAUCUUGAUGUUGGUGUUAAUGAUGUUGGAAGAGUAUUACGUAGAUCAGGUAAACUGUAUACAUCAAGCUUCAUAGCAACAAAAAGUGGAAGUAAAAACAGGUCUAGUCCAAGAAAGUCAAGCUCUCCAUUGACCAGUUGUGAAGGUGAAAAUCAACCAAGUCCAAGAAAAUCAGGUGCAUCAAAUAAGAGGAGAGUAGAUAUCAAUAAUAGGAGAAGUGAUGAAGAAACAAACUCAGUAUCAUCAAGUCAGGAAAGUGGUAGAUCAAAAAAGAUAAAGUUGUAUCGUGGGAAACAUAGUCCACAAGUCAUUGCACAUCAAGGGGUAAAGUCAACUGUUGAGAUUUGCAGUCCUCAAGUAUCCACGGUGUUACCACUGAAGAGAUGUCAGGAAGCACUUGAGAGUCACAUA